GGUGUUUGUGCCCUCUCUGUAGAGGCAGUUGCGGGUUUUCCUGGAGGUGCGAAGGAGACUUCCCGGAUUCGAUGAGGCACUUGACCAGGAAAAUGCUGCUGUUUUUUUUACAUACCCCAGCCAAACACAGAAGCCUUCAACUAUGAACUCCUCAACAGUAUCAAAGGGGAUGAAAUCGAUAUGGAGGCAGGCGGGUCUUAAGAAACCAUUGUCGGGAACGCAGCUGCGGAAGACCGCUGCAACAUCGGUAAAUUUUGCAGCAUAUAAAAGAUACUAUAGCAUAUAGAAAUGAAUUCAUAGAUAAAUGAGUGAGUGCAUAAAAUGUCUGGAUUUCUGCAGGUGCGCAACAGAUACCCAGACAGCAGACUGUUGUUGGCUCAGCAGAUGAGUCACCGGCCCAACACACAAGAUCAGUUUUAUCAUCUGACUCAGCAGAAGGAGGAUUCAGUCGCAAUGGUGGGCGUCAUCUCUCAUGUGAUGAGAGCCAAGAGAACCACAGGACAGGCAGAGGCAUUGGAAGACCAGCCAGGUCCAUCCGGCCCCAUUUUUGAAGAGGUGGAGGAGGAAGAUGAAACCCUCUCCUUGACUGCGACGACAUCCAAUGAGUCACCGGAAGUACAACACACUCCGCUGCGAUUGAAGGUAUUGAGUCCAUCACCUGCAGACAUUUCCUCCCAUGGUAGGCGGCUUUUCUUCGAGGAGGAAGCCAAGUUCCUAAUCAAUGAAUGCCACCAUCUGAUAUCUGAUCCCAAUUGCUCCAUUACGAGUGUGGCGUGUGCCAGAGUCCUCGAACAAACACCAGAGGGACGGGCGAUCCCGUCACGGUUAAAGGGAGUAGAUCCCAAGGGCUACCUAAAGAGGAUUUCAGACAGGGUCCGCACGGCACAAAGGAACUUGAGGAGAAAAGACCUACCAUAGGAGGGGUGGCUCAUUGGAUAGGAGGAGUGUUAAUCGGGGGCGGAAACGGUCCGCUCCGUGUUUUUACCUUUUAUGUAUGUUGAUAGGAGGAGUGUUAUUCGGGGGCGGAAACGGUCCGCUCCGUGGUUUUUUUUAAUGCAUGGCAGAGGGGGAGUGUUUAUCGGGGGUGGAAACAGUCCGCUCCGGGUUUUUUUUAUGUAUGGGGAGAGGGGGAGUGUUAUUCGGGGGCGGAAACGGUCGGCUCCAUGUUUUUUUUAUGCAUGGCAGAGGGGGAGUGUUUAUCGGGGGUGGAAACAGUCCGCUCCAUGUUUUUUUCUAUGUAUGGGGAGAGGGGGAGUGUUAUUCGGGGGCGGAAACGGUCCGCUCCGUGUUUUUUUUAAUGCAUGGCAGAGGGGGAGUGUUUAUCGGGGGUGGAAACAGUCCGCUCCAUGUUUUUUUUUAUGUAUGGUGAGAGGGGGAGUGUUAUUCGGGGGCGGAAACGGUCCGCUCCGUGUUUUUUUUUAUGCAUGGGGAGAGGGGGAGUGUUCAUCGGGGGCGGAAACAGUCCGCUCCGUGUUUUAUAGGAUGUAUGGGGAGUGUUUAUCGGGGGGCAGAAACAGUCCACUCCAUGUUUUAUAGGAUGCAUGGGGAGUGUUUAUCGGGGGUGGAAACAGUCCGCUCCAUGUUUUAUAGGAUGUGUGGGGAGUGUUUAUCGGGGGCGGAAACAGUCCGCUCCAUGUUUUAUAGGAUGUGUGGGGAGUGUUUAUCGGGGGCGGAAACAGUCCGCUCCAUGUUUUAUAGGAUGUAUAGGGAGAGGGGGAUUGUUAAUCGUGGCGGAAACAGUCCGCUUCAUAAUUUAUUGUACAUGUGGCUUUUUGGAAGUGACCAGACAUUCUUUGAAAUAUUUGCAUGUUCAUGAUGUAGUUGAACUUCAUAAUUUCUUAAGCAUGAUACCUACUUUUUGUAACGAACUCCUCUCACAGCUUUUACUUACAUUGUUCAGACCUUGUACAUUAUAUAUGUUAUAAAAUAUUGAAGAUAUACAUGUGACAUUUUAAAAAUGCUACUGUUUUUUGAGAAAUUUUACAUAUAAUAUGUAAUUUUCCAGUAUGUUUUUUCUACUGCUGUAUCUAUGAUAGAUUAACAUAUCUUAAAGCUACCCGGUCAUUUCUUUUCUUGAAUCAACUUUUUAUAUUUGUGUCUGAAUAUGGUAACAAUGACUUGAAAUGUCAUUGUUCUUGAAAUUAAAUUAAUUGAAUUGUUAUUGUGUCACUUAAGUUUAUGUAGGAUCCCUUGAUUUGGAGCAGACAGUGCCAGAAGUGUGCCACAAAGUUGCAGCAAACUGUGUUUCAGAACCAACAAUAAAAAUCCACAAACAUUCGAUUUGCAAGAGCUUGUUCUCCAUAUGACUAGAUAUUAAGUCGAAGCAGGCUAUUGACAAACAAGUCAGAAGGAGGUUAUUGACAGAGAAGUUAAUGUUGCAGGGAUUUCUAAAUUCCCUAAGAGUUUACAUUUCCUCUCCUUUUGCCCAUCAAUGGGCCUCCUUUUCUCCGAUUUGGCAUUGAUGAGCACUUUACUCUUUAUUUCUCUGGAAUUGAGACCGAAAACAUUAAAUUACCAUUUAUUCUUAUCAGUCACAACAGGUAGUUUGUUGAAAAAUUAAUCGCGACUACAGAAAUGCAGAUCUUCAGAUUUCACAUUGGACUUAGCCAUUUUCAGCUUAAGUGCUUGUUUACAAGACAGCACAGCUUGCAUGCGCAUGGGCAGGAAAAAAGCUCAUUAGGAUUUAGAAUCAGUACAUUGAA
Messenger RNA from Ostrea edulis (European flat oyster), 2702 nucleotides. RefSeq lists its product as uncharacterized. The record is from RefSeq and is a predicted model, not a curated record. The transcript has 4 exons. NCBI's taxonomy places the organism in Eukaryota, Metazoa, Mollusca, Bivalvia, Ostreida, Ostreidae. Bases 322 to 918 code for a protein of 198 amino acids.